Messenger RNA from Aethalodelphis obliquidens (Pacific white-sided dolphin), 1331 nucleotides. RefSeq names its product TAM41 mitochondrial translocator assembly and maintenance homolog (gene TAMM41). NCBI's taxonomy places the organism in Eukaryota, Metazoa, Chordata, Mammalia, Artiodactyla, Delphinidae. The transcript is spliced from 9 exons. Gene Ontology annotation, molecular function: phosphatidate cytidylyltransferase activity. Gene Ontology annotation, cellular component: mitochondrion. Gene Ontology annotation, biological process: CDP-diacylglycerol biosynthetic process; cardiolipin biosynthetic process. The record is from RefSeq and is a predicted model, not a curated record. Bases 235 to 1272 code for a protein of 345 amino acids.
AGGCAGACGCCUACCCGGUUGCCUGUUGGGUUCGGACCAGCCUCGUGUCUGACUGGUCUGCAGCCCCGAGUCCUUGCCGGGUCUUCCACUCCCCGCCGCCGGGUCUUCCACUCCCCGCCCCCGGCUCCAGCCUUCUCCCGUCUGGGCCGGUCCCCGGCUUCCAUCUCCCACCCUCAGCGGGUACUCGUUCCCCGCCUGCUGCCCUCCACGGGUCCCUGUCAGAGCCCCGGCCCCAUGGCUCUGCAGGCUUUGCAGAGCUCGGGGGUGGCCUUUCGCAAGAUCCUGUGUCACUUCCCCGAGGAGUUGAGCCUGGCUUUCGCCUACGGCUCGGGGGUGUACCGCCAGGCGGGGCCCAGCUCAGACCAGAAGAACGCCAUGCUGGACUUCGUGUUCACAGUCGAUGACCCUGUUGCAUGGCAUUCAAAAAACCUGAAGAAAAAUUGGAACCAUUACUCGUUCCUAAAAGUUUUGGGGCCCAGGUUUAUCACCACUGUCCAGAAUAACUACGGCGCCGGGGUUUACUACAACCCAUUGAUCAUGUGUGAUGGGAGGCUUAUCAAAUAUGGCAUUAUUAGCACUAGUGUUUUGAUUGAAGAUCUCCUCAACUGGAAUAACUUAUACAUUGCUGGACGACUCCAAAAACCGAACUUGUUGCCAGACAGUAUCCAGGUGAAAAUCGUAGCAAUGAAUGAGAACGUCGCUCUCAGGUCGGCCCUGGAUAAAAAUCUGAAGAGUGCCGUGACUGCUGCUUUCCUCAUGCUCCCCGAAAGCUUUUCUGAGGAAGACCUGUUUAUAGAGAUUGCCAGACUCUCAUAUUCAGGUGACUUUCGGAUGGUGGUUGGAGAGGAUAAGGCAAAAGUGUUGAAUAUUGUGAAGCCCAACAUAGCCCAUUUUCGUGAGCUCUACGGCAGCAUUCUACAGGAGAAUCCCCAAGUGGUGUAUAAAAUCCAGCAAGGCAGCCUGGAGAUCGAUAAAAGCCCAGAAGGACAGUUCACUCAACUAAUGACAUUGCCCAAAACCUUACAGCAACAAAUAAAUCAUAUUAUGGACCCUCCUGGAAAAAACAGAGAUGUGGAAGAAACUUUAUUGCAAGUGGCUCAUGACCCCGACUGUGGAGACGUGGUGCGUCUAGGGCUCUCAGCAAUCGUGAGACCUUCCAGUAUGAGACAGAGCACCAAAGGCAUUUUCACUGCUGGCCUGAAGAAAUCAGUGAUUUAUAGUUCUCUAAAACUGCGUAAAAUGUGGAAAGGAUGGCUGAGAAAAACAUCCUGACUUUGCUUGCUUUUAUCUAUGUUAUGUGUAGCUGAAUAAAAUGAUCCUUUUUGACAGAA